UAGACAAUGGGAGUCCGAGGAUCGAAAUUUCGAAUAAACCCAUUACAAGUCAUAUGUUACAGACAAAAAUUCGAGAAAACAUUUUAUAAUUCAUUGGCAAACAUUUGUAAUUUUUUACCCAAAAUUAGUAUUAUCUUAAAAAUGGUUACACUUUAGUGUGUUACCCCAGUUUUUAUGUCUUACGUCAAAACUUUUUGGGUAGUUGAUCGGUGCAGUUCUGUGUGGGACACUGAAUUCUACAUGGUGUUUAAGCUGUGUAAUAUUAAUGGUAACAUAGGAUAUUACACAGAGUGCAGAAUUAUUCUUUUAGGUUCUAUCACACUCUGCUGCAGAUUUGUGGUGGAGUGCUCGUUUGGUAGGUCAAGGCAUGAUUUCAGAAAGUUCUGAUGGUAUCCAUCUGCCAAAGAAGACUCUCACACAUAUUACACAGAUUCUACUCAACAUGUACUGUAAUGAUUAUAUGAACUUCAAUGAUGGUACGUGUUGUAGCUCUGUUGAACAAAGGACGACUUUGCAGAUUGUAACCUUCUCCAUAUUAGCUCUUUGGUAAGUUUGGGUGAAAUAGAUACUUUGACUACUUCGGCAGCUUUGCCGCACUAGACGGACAGUAUGUUAAAAACACGCUCGGUAAUUAUUGUAUAUCUGUUCUACAAGUCGUGAAUUUCCUUUUCUGAAACAGCUACACUUGAAGCGAUGAAACAACACCAAAAAAGUAGAAAAAACCAAGUUGCUUAAUCAAGGUUUAUUUCAUAAGACACUUCAAGUACUGUCCUGUAACAUGAUGAUAUAAUUACUGUCGUCGUGUGAUUCAGAAACCAAUUAUAAAUGAAGCCGCAGAUAUCGCAGUUUUGAGAUACGUAACACUUGACAACACCCAAAACACUCGUGGACACUUCUUCAGGAUUUAAACGAUCAAAAACAGUACAAAGAAUUUUGAAAGACAAUAAAUUUCACCCGAUAAAACUUGUCCAGGAGCCUAAAGAAGGCGAUUUUGACACAAGGUUGGAGUUUUGCGAAUUAAUGUCCCAACGUUUAAUCAACAAUGCAAAUCUGUUAUUUAAUAUUUGUUUCUCGGAUGAGUGUACGUUCUAUUUACAUGGUGCUGUAAAUAGGCGUAGUUGUCGAUAUUGGAGUGACUCGAAUCCACAUUUGUUUCGAGAGGUACACUCCCAAUAUCCUGAAAAAAUAAUUGUGUGAACUGGUAUUUUCGGAAAUUAUAUUGUAGAACCUUUCUUUGUUCCUGGAAACUUGUCAGGCGAGACGUACUUGGACAUGUUAGAGAAUUCAAUAGAGCCAUGAAUUACCGAAAUGAUAGAAAAUGACGUUAAUUAUAAUGAAAAUUACAUUCAUUUCCAACAAUAUGGUGUACCGCCGCACUAUGUGGCUCCAGUACGACAAUUUUUGGACACCCAUUUCCCGAACCAGUGGAUCGGUAGACGAGGCCCCAUCGAGUGGGCGCCGAGAUCUCCGGACCUAAGCUCUUUAGAUUAUUUUCUUUGGGGGCAUUUGAAAAGUAAAGUACGAAGCCAGAUUCCAUUCAUCUCCGUCAGCGGAUUACGGCUGAAUGUAGGCAAAUAACUCAAGACAUGCUUGGAAAUGUGAGGAAGGGAUUCGAAGAAAAUCUUUAUUAUUGCAUGGAGCGUUAUCAUCGCAUGUUUGAUCAUCGUCCGACGAGAAGUCUUGAAAUGUAGAGGUCAACCAGUGCACGAGUACCAAAGGCUUCCAGAAAACGAAAUUCAACCACAACUACCCGCUCCAAACAAUUAUUAUGAUUUCUUCAAAGCAAUGGCCAAGCUAGCACUAAUAGUAGCUUACUUUUUUGUGUGUGACCGGACAAGUUUUUUCAUGAAGGAAAAUAAAUAUUAUUCGGAGUUCAGUUUCUGGUUACCCAUUGGGUAUUUGGCAGUGUUGGGAAUAUUUUUUACAGAAGACAGUAAGUACACUAAGGUACUUCACCGAGAUCAAUUGAACGAAUGGAAAGGUUGGAUGUUAUUAGCGAUAUUAGUGUAUCAUGUAACAGGAGCUAGUAGAGUCUUGGUGAUUAACAUGCAUAUCAAAGUUUUGAUAUCUUCAUAUUUAUUUUUGUUAGGGUAUGAACAGUUUUGCUACGUGUGGUAUAGAAAUGAUGUGAGCAUCGUCAGUUUCUUCCGAGUACUGUUCAAGCUCAAUUUUUUCACAGUAACUCUAUGUCUGUGCAUGAACAGACCAUACCAGUUUUAUUAUUUCGGGCCUUUAUUGUCUUUUUGGUACUUAAUGAUAUACUGUUUUCUAGCUUUUCCACCACAUAUCACUGCUCAGACUUCUGACAGUAACGUGAUGCAGUAUUUUUAUCUUCUCAUUAAGUUCAUCUGUUUUUUCAGUGUGAUUACAAUACUGUUUAUGUCAGAGGUAUUUUUCGAGAAAAUUUUUGUUACUCGCCCUUGGAAGGCGUUGUUUGUAACCACAGACGAUGACAUCCAUGAGUGGUGGUCUCGAUGGAAGCUAGACAGAUAUUCUUCAAUGUAUGGUAUGAUGUUUGCUGUAAUAAUGGUUUUAGCACGACGAUUCAACAUAUUCGAUGACAACAAUCAUUCCAAUCUCUUCUCAAGAGGUAUAGCUUUAAGCUCAACUUUGACGGCAUUGAUAGGCAUAGGUUCCUAUAUCACAUUCUCAUUUUUGUGUAGGAAUGAAUUAGAUUGCAGUGAAAUACAUUCCUACAUAGCUUUCAUUCCUAUUGUAAGCUACGUUUUGCUGCGUAACAUUUCGGGUGUGCUGAGGACCAGAUAUUCUAGUAUGUUUGCUUGGUUUGGAGAAAUUUACACUGAGUUAUUCAUCAGUCAGUACCAUAUCUGGUUGGCUGCGGAUACGAAUGGUGUUUUAGUUUUGAUACCAGGAUACCCUGUUUUAAAUGUGAUAAUAACGUCUUACAUUUUUGUUUGCAUCUCUCACGAGAUUCAUAAUAUAACCAAAGUAUUACUUUUGUAUGCUGUUCCAAAUGAUUUGAAAUUAGUUUUAAGGAACUUUAUUUUGUUUUUGGCAAUUUUAGUGCCUAUUGGCAUCAAUGACGGGAUGUUUUAAGUACUCUAUACUUUAUAUGUGUGAUUUGUCUUUAUAUAUUUGUGAUAUUUAUUUUUACAAGUAAUUUAAUAUAGUUUUGAAAGGUA
Messenger RNA from Acanthoscelides obtectus, 3143 nucleotides. The record is from the annotation of a GenBank genome assembly. NCBI's taxonomy places the organism in Eukaryota, Metazoa, Arthropoda, Insecta, Coleoptera, Chrysomelidae.